Messenger RNA from Tilletiaria anomala UBC 951, 5105 nucleotides. RefSeq lists its product as uncharacterized. The transcript is spliced from 3 exons. Gene Ontology annotation, molecular function: protein binding. Gene Ontology annotation, biological process: positive regulation of establishment of bipolar cell polarity regulating cell shape. Gene Ontology annotation, cellular component: plasma membrane of growing cell tip. Lineage: Eukaryota; Fungi; Basidiomycota; Exobasidiomycetes; Georgefischeriales; Tilletiariaceae. The record is from RefSeq and is a predicted model, not a curated record. Bases 147 to 4727 code for a protein of 1526 amino acids.
GCCCAAUGCCGUUCCCUUGAAUAAGAACGCCAAGCUUUAGUCGACAAUUUCUAUCUGCCAGAUCUCUCGCGUGCGCCUCACAGGCGUUACCCUGUCGACUACAGGGGUCACCUUUUACUUUCACUCCGCCUUCGUACCUCGCAAACAUGAAGAAAGGCCUAGCAUUGGAAACAACAGCUGGGCCUUCGCGGCCACCGAGACGGGGAAGAAGGAACAUGCUGGCGGCAGGUGUGGCUACAGCAAUAAUGCUGCUUGCACCGAAAGUAGCCGCCGACAGCUCGUCCUUCCCCUCUAUCGACUUCGACGCGCUGGGCCUGGUCGGGGUCGUGGGUGCAUUCUCGGGACUCGAGAUCUGGAACUCGUCACUAGUUGCCACCCCAGCACUGGCCGGGCAGCAGCUCAACCCCAGUGCGUCGACACUGCUUGCACGAGCACACAACGGGUCGCUCAUCCAGAUCGGUUCCACCAACUCUGGUGGUGAAAUUCGCGCGAUUUGCCAACUCGGUGGCGCAAAAGCGGGCGUGUUCAUGGGCGGCAAUUUUUCAGAGGUCGGAGGCGUGACCGCGAGCAAUGUCGCCAGCUGGAACCCCACCACAGGGAAGUGGGACAAUAUCGCAGGUGGUAUCGACGGUCCUAUCGAUGCGCUGUACUGCGACACGCAGCAUCAGACGGUCGUGUUCGGAGGGGCAUUCGGCGCUCCGACGGCAGCCGCCAACGCAUCAGCAUAUUUGGGGAACGUUGCGCUUUGGGAUGCGGCUGCGGGGAUGUGGAAUCCCCCAGACUUUGGAGGCUUGAACGGCGCAGUCAGGACCAUCUCUCCCGGGAUAAACUCCUCCAUGGUCCGCUUUGGAGGAUCCUUCUCGGUCUCCUUCACUGGCGGGCAGAUCCAAGGCGUAUCCUCAGGCGUCAACACAUCGGCCAGCCCCAUCACAAGCGGCCUGGCGCCGUUAUCCCUCGCACAAUCUGAGCUCACAGGCGGGCCCUCCUCCGACAUUGACGGCUUCAGCAACCCUGCACAGAUCCUCUGCCCGCAAGGAAGCGAUGGAGCUGGUAGCUCAUACCUCUUUGCAGAUGGCGGAAACGGCCAGCUCACCAUUCGCACAUUCCGGUCCAUUGACGCACGAGCAUUCCGCAUCGGCAAUACAUUCUAUCAGGGACGGGGCACAAAGACGUUCAACGUCGUCUCGAUCCCGGACAACACCGUCCUUGAACUCAUCUACCUUGAUCCAGCGACGAAUCAGAACGCAACUUGCACAACUGCCUGUCCUCUGGCUCAUUCGGAAACAAUCCCUUUCCAGGACUUUCUAAUCUCCAACGCGGCUGCCAACAAUGCACCGAACGGGAUCAAGAAGAUGACUGGCUUCCAGUUCACAGCCACAGAUCACUAUGGGGAUGGCGCCGGACUGCACAUCUUGGAACUGCUUUCGGCUGGAUCGUGGGCUUAUGCGUACGAGGCAUCGAACCGCGGAGCAUGUUCGUCUCUUGAAGUCGGCGUGAACGGCACAUACUCGCAAUCGACGUCCACAGGAGACUGGUACCCUGCAACCUACUCGACCUUGACGGGCACCACCGAGUCUUAUCUCGCCCUGACGGAUAGCUCGAGCACCAUUGGCACGGAUAGCGGUGCGUCGGUCUCUUGGAACGUCUAUGUUCCCAUCACGGGUAACUACUCGAUCUACAUGCAAAUUCCUGGCUGCAAGCAGACAUCGACGUGUGGCCAACGCAUAGAUGUCCUCGCUACCGUCAUGAACAACGCGACCAAUUCGGGCACGCCAACUACAAUAUCUCAGGACGUGCAGGACACGACCGCGGUGCUCGUGUAUGACGGCGAGGUACAAGGUGCCACCCCUUCCUUUUUGCCUUCGGUUGUGCUCUCCAUCCCGCAGAAUCCGACAGCGCCGGAUUCCUCGAGCUUCACUGUAGUGGCGGACCGAGUCAACUUUGUGCUUCGCAAUAGCUCCUUUUUACCUCUUACCGCUCAAAACUCGUUUGGCCUAUUCGAGUAUGACCUGUUUGACUCGGCUGCUACCUCGCUACAAAUGAACAUGUCAGCUCUACUGCUGAACAGCACGAUAACACCCCUCGACAAUUUUGCUGUCGCGCUUCGCAGCGCAGGCGUCGCCCAGAACUCGACCGAGUACGUCUCAUCGAUCGCCAGCGUCGCCAACAGGACGUUCGUUGCCGGCGUGUUCCGCGCUGGCAACGGUGACCCGAAAAGCCUGUCCCCCGUGAACAGCAGCAGCAGUGACUUUGCAAGCAUUGUUAGCUUCACAAGUGCGAGUAAUGGGGCGAACAUCAUGCGUCUUGCCGGCGGUGGUGUGCUCGGACCGGUCACUGGCAUGGUCGCGGUGGACAAUUUGAUCUACAUCGGCGGUAACUUCUCUUCCACUGCCGACGGUCAGGUGCAGCUGAUGAAUGCCGCCCGUUACGACCCUGCUGAGGACACAUGGGCAUCCCUGGCAGAUGGCCUGUCUGGCCCAGUUUCGUCUGUCAGCACGAUCGCAAAGGACGGUGUUCUUUUCACCGGCCAUUUCAACGCCACCGGCAGUGAGACUUCGACUGGCGGCUAUGCCAUCUGGAAUACGACAACCAAAGCAUGGCAGCUGCAGACUCCACUUGUGGUGGGCAGCAUUUCCGCAGGUAACGGUGCGCCCGAUGCAGAGCCGAAGUCCCUAAGCUACUUUGCCGGGCCCAUUUCCGUGCUCAGUACCAACAGCGCACCCGCUGCGGUCACUCUACAGGAGCCGGCGAAAAACAGCCAGCUCCCCGUCAUCAAGGCGCUGAACUUCGCUUUCGACAAUGGCACUGGACCUGUGACGAACAGCUUGCGCCGCGGCCUGGACCACCUCUCGGCUUUCACGCGCAACCUCCACUCUCGACAGCUUUCAGCAUCACAGACAAAUUCGCCAUCACUGCUACCCCGCUGGCUGCAAGGCGCGACGGCACUUGUAAAGCGGCAAGACGCACUUGCUCCGCCUUCGCUAUUUUCCGACGAUCGCAACCAAGUCUUAGCGACGGUGUUUUGGCAGCGACCCGAUGGCAACUAUAGCCAGAUCGUUGGCGGCAACUUCUCUACGACGACAGGCAUCAACAACAUUGGCAUCUACGACGAUGAGAGCAGAUUACUGACGCCUUUGCCGGGGUAUCCCAAUUCAAGCGGUGGCACAGCCUCGAGCGUUAGCGUCAUCCGCUCACUUUUGGUCGUCAAUAACACGCUCUUUGUGGGGGGUGACGGUGGCAUGAACAUCUUUGACCUUGAAACUGGUGCCUGGAACGCUAACAUCGCUGCUUUAACAGCGACUAAGGGUUCCGCCUCAGUAACCAAGCUGGCCCAUCGCCCCGAUAGCAGCAUUGUUGUCGCAUCCGGCACGUUUGACAGUGCCGGCUCUCUGCCAUGCCCCAGUGUCUGUGAAUGGAAUGCCGAGGAAAUGAGAUGGAUACCGCUUGGGACGGGCUUUGCAGGGACCGUCACCGACAUGGACUUUGCUAGCGAUCACGCGGGGACACUGAUCGUCGCAGGAUCUCUCUUCGUCAACGGCGUGUUCGCCUCGCUGGCGGGCUGGAGCUUUGACAAUGCCACCUGGACACCUUAUGGCCAGAUUGGCACUGGACCAGACCAGAUUCCAGGACCAGCAACGGCCGUAUCUGUCGAUGAUUUGCAGAUUAACUCGAUUUUUGUCGCAGGCCGGACUACUGAUGGGACCAAGCCCUUCCUCGUUAAGUGGAAUGGUUCGGCUUUCCAGAGCCUCGGCGAUCCACAGCUCCUGGCUGAAACGGGCGUGGCACAGCUCACCUUCAUGCCGAUCAAUACGGCGCACUCGCCCAAUGAUGUGCUCGAGAGCAACCGUAUCUUGGUUGUCAGUGGCGCGCUCAGUAUGCUGGAUUACGGGAACGUCUCAAGCGCCUUCUUUGACGGUACAAAUUGGGCACCCUUCCUACGCGCUAUCGACUUGAACGGCCAGUCUGGCAUCGUCCGGGGAGUCACUCGAUCGAUCGAGACGUUGAGAUUCCCGAAUCUACAUCGACUCGCUGUUGGCCUCGUCAUCUUGAUAUCAAUCGCCAUCGGCCUCGGCAUCGUCUUCCUGCUCGUCCUGCUCGGUCUGAUCUUCGCGCUCACCCGGCGUCGGUCAAAGGACGAUCUCACAAUACCCUUGUCUUCAUCGGACGAUUCACUGGGGGCUCCAGAGACAAAGCCAGACUCUCUGCUCGCCACGCUGAACGCGGCGACAGAGAACGUCAUGGGCGCCGGGCAUCACGAUGCUGGCUACUACAGCUCCUCCGGGUAUCGCGCGGGUGGGGAAUCAAGUGGCUCUGCGCGGGAGCCAGUCGGGCACAACCGGAUGGACUCGGUUGCAUUUGGCACAAAUGACCACAGUGAUGAGACACAGACGAGCAUGGUCUAUCAUAGCGACGGGGCCGCCACUGGCAGGUCAGGCUACUACACGACCGACUCUAGCAAUGAGCAGCAGCAGCGCAACAUCAGCGUUGGCGCACCUGGACCCCUUUCCACCGAAUACACCUCAGAAAGCGGCUGGGAGGAGAUGGCGGACGAGACUCAAGGCUUCGUCGCACAUGCUCGCUAUAGCUUUGAGGCAACCCACCCUUCGGAGCUCAGCGUACGCGCUGGCCAACAGCUAGCCAUCCUUUCGGACGAAGACGAGAGUUGGUGGCUCGCGCGUGAUGUGAACGGCAAUCAAGGUGUCAUCCCAGCGACGUACGUGUUAUGACGUAACUGCACUUUGCACCGUUCGCCAUCGCAGCGCUGCUAUUCCGCUUGCCAAGGGAUUUUGGGAUGAUCCUCUAUACCACAAACCUUCGACCACACCAACUCUUCUACUCUCCUUAUUGCUUACCCGACCCCUUCGCCUUCAUUUUUCAAAGCCACUCAUUUUACAUCCGCGGCCCGCAAGCACGGCUAUAAGCUGGACACUUUCUUGUAAUUAUCAAACCGCAUCGCACACAACGAUACCACGAGCACCAGUUCGAAGCUCCAUGCUCCUGAUCCCAGAUUGCCAUGUGACCAGCUUUCAAGUCGAAUGAGGGAUGAAGCUGGCAGCUACACAUGGAAAUCGGCAGUAAUUGCGUCACGUGACUUCCAUUCGCCU